AAGGAUCCAAUAGGAAAUCUAUGAAAGGUGGGGAGUUUCACAGCGAACACACCCCCGCCUCCACGCACCCACACACACACACACUCACACACACACUACUCCACCCUGGCAGUGCAGACAGACAUGGCUCUCAAGAGUGUGUUGGCAGCCCUGCUUCUCCUACUUCUCCAAGGUCACUUGACUCAAUGGACAGAGCGUGGCGUGAGGGCUACCUCGGUGCCUGCGGGGUGUGUGUGUGUGCAGGAGGUGAUGUCUGUACCCGGGAGAAGCAUCUCUAACUUGAGCAUCGUGGCAGGCAGCUCUUUCUGCAGGACACACAUUAUAGUCACACUGAAGGACAAGAGAAGAGUGUGUCUGAACCCGGACUCUGACCAGGGCAAACAACUCCAGAGCUGCUGGAAAAAGGUCAAGAAUAGUCACAGGAAGAAGGUAUGCCUGCGGCCAGCCAAGCGAAACAAAGCCAAGGCACACUAACUUUCCGUUGUUGCCCCAAAGACUAAAGCCACGUCCUUUAACUGACCGGCUGCAAUGUCAAUCAUCAAAACAAGUGUGUUUGUAUUUUUUUUUAUAAUAAAACUAUGCUGUGCCAGCUAA
Molecule: messenger RNA, 594 nt
Organism: Clupea harengus (Atlantic herring)
Lineage: Eukaryota; Metazoa; Chordata; Actinopteri; Clupeiformes; Clupeidae
Biological process (GO): immune response
Cellular component (GO): extracellular region
Molecular function (GO): chemokine activity
Source: RefSeq, a predicted model, not a curated record